Physcomitrium patens is the source of this 2766-nucleotide messenger RNA. RefSeq lists its product as uncharacterized. Gene Ontology annotation, molecular function: RNA binding. NCBI's taxonomy places the organism in Eukaryota, Viridiplantae, Streptophyta, Bryopsida, Funariales, Funariaceae. The record is from RefSeq and is a predicted model, not a curated record.
UAGGAAUUUUUGUUCUUAUUUUUAUGAGCCAGUUCCGAUUAUACAGGUGGAACUAAGGGGUCCUAAAACCCAAUCAACCCUACGCAACGCAGGAGGCCAGGGUUAGGGUUUAAGGGUGACACUGCUAGACAGUUCCGCCUUCGUAGCACUGCGUUGCAGGAUCAUCUGCCACCGUUUCGUCCAGGCAUCUACCCAGAUUGUUGAGAGGCGUUUAGUUGUCGAGUUGCUCUGGUAUGAGGGUUUAGGCGAAGUUUGCGAGAACGGGAGUGCGGGUAGUCAUCGUGGGAGACUGAUGGCUGCAAAUUUCCAAGGGCGAAUCCUGUAGCUGUGUAGAGGUUUUGGGUUUUUGUCAGGUGAAUCGAAAUGGCGCUGCGUUUGUGGAGCAAGCGCGCCACUGGGUUGACGCAUUUGGCUCCAGCUUGCCAAUUCCUUUGCAACAACCUGUCAACGGUGAAGGCAUCGUUCGAGGCACAUGAUUCUGCUACAUUUCACGAGGCUGAUUCCACGUCGGAAAGGAAGAAGGAGAGGUUGUCGCGAAAGGAACGGACUGCUUUGGUUGAAUCAUUUGUUAUAAAGCACAUGCAAGCUCACGAAGGAGAGUUUCCAAGCGUAAGUGUUGUGCUCAAAGAAACGGGGGGAGGCAGGAGUGCGGUGAAGGAGAUUCUUCACGAUGUGCAAAGCCGAUUUACACAGUUAAGCAAACAGACAUCCUCGAUUGUUUCUAACUCAAGAAUAGCCACAGAUGGUAUUCCAGAGGAGGACGGUGUAGAUAGCUCUGCAUCUGGCCUAGGUGUUGUGGGGGAUCCGCUCAGUGAAAUGUCCACUGAUGCUGAGACCUCAGGAACAUCGAGUGAUGAUAGCGAAGAUAGCGAUGAUGCAGAGGGAAGUAUCGAAGAAUUCGAUCCUGAAGACGUUGGUAACGGAGCAAUCAUAGAAGAAUUGGAAGGAAUUCCAGAGGCUGAGGGGAAGAGUGUCACAUUCACCAAUGGGCAAAUGAUUGGGUCUAGCCAUGGAGAGAUAGAGACUCAUAGUGGACUAUGGUCACGCCUCCGAAAGUUAGGAGCAUCGCAGGGUUCUAAACCGCGACAGUCCUCCCAACAAUCGCCAUCAGAUGGUGACCAUCUCAGGCAGGACGUAGAUCAAAACAAUUCGACGAAGGAAAAUAGAGCACCUUCCGGAUCCGUCGCACUUAGCUUUAGUGAUGUGACGGACCUUAACAUCAAGAAUUCUGCUCAGAAGGUAGGUUCAAAUGGACGUGACGAACAAGAGGACAGACAUGGUCUCUUUUUACGGUACUUGUCGCCUCAGGCUACUCCUGCAGAUUUGAAGGAAGCAUUUAGUGAUUGCGGCGAAAUAAUCAGGGCUCAAGCUAUCAAGCCAAGGACACAUCAGAAAUAUACAUACGGUUUUGUGGACUUCAAGACUGCGGAGGCUCUUCAGAAGGCACUAGAAAAGGACAAGGUCUACAUUAAAGGAGUACGCAUCCGCAAAGAACCAAGUUCAAGCACUCCAAAGAUCCCAGACAGAAAUGGGAACGUGAAUCCUUUGACAGUAGAUUUUGCACAAUCGCGAGUUUCAGAUAAUAGUCCGGGUAGUUUCCUUGGUCCAUCAAAAUCUAAAGGUAUCAGACGGACAGGGUAUUCAGUUGCUGUAGAGGAUGUACCUUUACACAUACCUUUAACAGAAGUUAAGGAAGCCUUGUCGAAGUAUGGUGAAAUUGCACACUCAAGUAGGAAGGAGGGGCAUGGAGGUUAUAUUGCCAAUGUAGAGUUCAAGGGAGAGGAUGCGCGGAAGAAAGCUUUAUCAGCCAAGUCUGUGCAACUAAACGGAAUGCACUACUCAAUCUUGAGAGUGGAUCCCAUAAAGACCUCUGUAGUCCGCCUGAACAAUGCUGGCUUUGUAGACAAUACAGAACAGAUUCAAGCAACAUGUGAGCUCCAUGGGCGGGUUGACAAAGUUAUCUCACGAUGCGAUGGUAUAGUUGAUGUGUAUUUCCAUCCAUCAGAAUUGGAAAACAUGCCCAGAAUCUUGAGCAGACUCAACGAGGUUAAGGUUGAAGGUCAAGUCUGGCAAGCUCAGCCCUCCUCUUGCAUGGAUCCAAGUUCUUAUUUAUCUUUGAUGCGAACAAGGGGUGGACAAGAGUGGCUACAACAAGAAAGUGAGCGCAUGCUUGGUAGAAUUGAAAGUGCACUCAAACAUCUAGUAGUUGAGGUGGAAGAUCUGCAACGGGUAGUUAAGAUGAAGACAGAAUACGUAGCCUCGUAGAGAAGUAGGACCAGUUUGUUUUGCUCAAGAUCACGAAUAUUGUUGUCCCCCUGAAGUUCACACAUCUCGCAUCAUAGUUUCAGCUGUUUAGCUUCUGGUUGUACCUUCUGAAAGCAGGAGGUAGUUUUGAAAGAAACAGCAGGGAAUCUAGACAGAUUUCAGGUCGGACCCAUUUAUGACAGAUUCUUACGACAAUUUUCCGAAGUUCUAGUUCACAACUACAAGCAGCUGAGUGGGAUUGGAAUUCACUGAGUAGAAAAGAAAAAAAAACAUAUUUUGUCGUAAUUCUUCAUCAGCAUCAGAUGUGAUAACGGCAGAGCAUCCGAAGAUUGACCCAUAGUGGACUCGAGAGGGAAAAGUUGUUUUCCCGGGAGGGUUUAGCACCACUUUCAAGGGUACGUUUGAACACAGAUAUUUAUUACAUGGAGACAUGUCAGCACCGAUGUCUUUUACGCACUUUCCAUCAACUUUAAUCCAAGUUUUUCAGCUUGUCUUUGAAUC